This is a messenger RNA of Cuscuta epithymum, 981 nucleotides long. Lineage: Eukaryota; Viridiplantae; Streptophyta; Magnoliopsida; Solanales; Convolvulaceae. The record is from the annotation of a GenBank genome assembly.
UCUUUACUCGCUCGCCUUCUGCCUGCCUUCUUUACUCGCUCGCCCUCCUCCCGCAACCUUCUUUACUUGCAAGCUUCAACUCUCCCUCAGGCGCCCUACCUUCGUCCCACCUACCCUCUUUACUUCUUCCAUUCCGUAGCUAUUAUAGUCGUUGUCGUCAAAUAUUGCACGACUUCUCCAAACAGUCUACAUCUCCUAGCUUUGUCCUGAAGACCAUGGAUAAACUUCUUCAAAUGUCAACCAGGCUCCAGUUUCACAAAAUAUUCAUCACUGCUAUAGAAGCUGACCCCGACGCCACGGGAACUCCAAUUCUUCAGGUGGCUCGUGUUUUGUCAACGAGUUAAAGGUAAGCUCUCAAAUAAAAUUGAAUUUUGACUUUGCCUUGUUGAAAAUCUCAAUACCAUUGGAAUCCUGAAAUUCAUGAAUUUUCACUCUGCCUAAUCUAGUUGUGAAUUUCAUUCUUACGUUUUAUUUCAUUGUUUAUCAAAAUCUGCCUUAGUCUGCACUUAUUCCCUUGGGAAAUCAAUGGGUGUUGGAUUAUCUGUGCUUCACUCAUAUCUGUUCGAAUGGUUAUCAACCCCUUUUCUAUAUGCUUCACUCAUAUCUGUAUUGAUUUCUAUAGCCACUCACCCAUUAAUAAAUCUCCCAAAACUGUUGGGCAAAAGCUGUGAUGGGACUUUACCGCUAUGAUCCUUGCAAUGUUCAGCCCAUACUUGUUUUUUGUGAGAGCUUUCUCUGCUUCAAUGCUUUGAGAAGAAAGAAAAGUGUGGAGCCUUCUUAUAUUGAAGUCAUUAUCCAUCUGACUUUCCUAGCAUUUUCAAGGCCAAUUGAGCUUUUAUUUAUUUUUUUAAUUGUUGGCAUUCCUAAUAGGUGUUAAUGAAUCAUUGCACGGUUACAUAGGAUUUGUAUCUCUUCUGAACCAGUAUAUAAAACUGUUUACAUGUGCUGGUUUGACUCCCUACUGAAAAUGUUUCCAAGUAA